CCACCCAAUUAACGGCAACCAGAAGGACUUGCGAGUAGAACGAGAGGAAGAGGAAGAGGAAGAAGAGGAGAUUUUGGGGUGGGGGGGAGAAGAAGAAGAAAAAGAAGAAGAAGAAGAAGAAGAAGAAGAAGGGGAAAAAAAAGGGAAGACCUCCCUGCAGGACAAAUAAUGUCGAUGAGCCCCAAGCAUACGACCCCCUUUUCCGUGUCCGACAUCCUGAGUCCGCUGGAGGAGAGCUACAAGAAGGCGGCCGCCGCCGCCGCCGCUAUGGAGGCCGGCGGCGGAGGCUACCGGCAGCUGCAGGGGACCCCCCAGGCGGCCAUGCAGCAGCACCACCACCACCACCAUCACCACCACAUGGGUCCCGGUGCCGGCGGCGGGGGCGGCGGCGGGGGCGGGGGCGCCGGGGGGGGGUCGUACCACAUGAGCGCCGCCGGAGUGCCGCAGCUGUCCCACGGCUACUGCAACGGAAGCAUGCCCGGCGCCGGCGACCUGCACGCGGCGUCCUACCAGGCGGCGGAGGGCGUCAGGGCCGCCGGCUGGUACGGAGCCGGUCCCGCCGCCGCUGCCGCCGCCGCCGCCGCCGCCGCCGACCCCCGGUUCUCCACCAUUUCCCGCUUCAUGGGCUCGUCGUCGGGCAUGAACAUGGGCGCCAUGGGAGCCAUGGGCGGCAUGGGCGGCAUGGGCGGCACGGGCGCCAUGGGAGGCAUGGGCGGCCUGGGCUCCCUGGCGGAGGCCCACGCCAAGGCGGGCAUGCACGGCUCGCUGAGCUCGGCGCCGCGGCGCAAACGGCGCGUCCUCUUCUCGCAGGCGCAAGUGUACGAACUGGAGCGCCGCUUCAAGCAGCAGAAGUACCUGUCGGCCCCCGAACGCGAACACCUGGCCAGCAUGAUCCACCUGACGCCCACGCAGGUGAAAAUCUGGUUCCAGAACCACCGCUACAAGAUGAAGCGGCAAGCCAAGGACAAGGUGUCCCAGCAGCAGAUGCAGCACCAGGAGGGGGGGUCGUGCAGCCAGCAGCAGCAGCAGCAGCAGCAGCAGCAGUCCCCCCGCAGGGUGGCGAUUCCGGUUCUGGUCAAGGACGGAAAGCCGUGUCAAGGCAGCGGACCCGCCGCGGCGCAACAGCACCACCAACACCAACACCAACACCACCCGCACCAGCAGCAUCAGCACCAGCAGCAGCAGCAGCAGCAAGCCGCCAACGUCAUGCUCAUGUCCGGCCCGCAGCAGCAGCAGCAGGUGGGGGGCAGCGCCGGCCACUCCCCGGACCUGCAGGGGGGGCCUCCGCUCUCGGCCAGCCCCCCCGCGCUCCUCCACAGCCAAGUGGCCGGACUGUCGCACCUCAACUCGCCCGCCGCGGGGACCGAGUACGGAUCGGCGUUGCAGUGCUCGGCGCUCUUGUACGGCAGGACGUGGUGACCGGCGCAAACAGGCGCAGAAAACGUAACAAACUACGACAUUUUCAACGAAAAAUAAUAACAUUUUGGGGACUUGAGGUGGACGCCACCCCCCACCCCAUACAACGCAAUUCGUGGGAUUCAUUCAGGAAAAAGUCCUUUCAACAUCUUCAUCGGUCGCACGUCAUUCAAAUGUGUUUAUUGUUUGGGAUUUGGGAGGCGGAGAGGGGGAAAUGACGUCACAUUUGAAUCGCGUGCAACUGGCGUUCAUGAACAAAUUCAGUAAGCCUUCACUUUUUUCCCCCCCCCCCUGCAUGAACUCUCGCCCAUGUAAAAAAAAACAAAACAAAAAAAAAACGCUCUAUUGUACAGUUUUUUUUCUUCUGUUGUUGUUUUGUUUGGUAUUUGUACGUUUAUAUGUAACUUAUAAUAGAUAUUUGACUUACCAUAAAAAAACAGUCCUAUUAAUAAAUUAUGGAAAGGUAAUCCCCCCUCAUUUGUGGAAUAUAUUAUGCUGACAAACUGGGCCUUGAAAUAUUUAGAAUGAAAACAAGCAAAUACAAUAAAAUACAGUACAAUAAAACAUAAGAAUACAUCAAAUGGUAACAAAUUUUUUUUAGUGUCAAAAUGACAAAUAUAAGACGUAUUUCUUUUAUCAGUCUUCUAAUUAAUAGAACUGGUUUUAUUUGUAUUUUGUUCUGCUCCAUAAAACAGUCCUUUAAUAUAGAUCUAUUUAUUAAAAUUGUAUUAGUUCUAUUUUUAAUGAAGACAAAUGUAAUAUUUUCCAUUUA
Molecule: messenger RNA, 2188 nt
Organism: Phyllopteryx taeniolatus (common seadragon)
Lineage: Eukaryota; Metazoa; Chordata; Actinopteri; Syngnathiformes; Syngnathidae
Gene: nkx2-1
Product: NK2 homeobox 1
Exons: 3
Coding region: 169-1419 (416 amino acids)
Biological process (GO): regulation of transcription by RNA polymerase II; cell differentiation
Cellular component (GO): nucleus
Molecular function (GO): RNA polymerase II cis-regulatory region sequence-specific DNA binding; DNA-binding transcription factor activity, RNA polymerase II-specific
Source: RefSeq, a predicted model, not a curated record